AUGAGUGCAAAUGCGUCCUCCGUCAUCCAGGUUGCCGAUGGAACAAGGACCACUCGCAGCCACGACAUCGACACCAAAACGCCUUCAUUCGAGGACACCACCAAAUCAGUUGGCUUCUGGGAAGCACUCACCCGCCGCAACACCCCCAGAGACCUUGACUCCAUUGCGACAGAGCGUAGUGUUUUCGAUGAUCCCAACUUAACGCCUUUUUAUCAACCUCCAGCUGAGUACGAAAGCGUUCAUCGCUUCGAUCCUCAGGAACGAUGGACCUACCGCGAAGAGCAGCGUGUGCGCCGCAAGACCGACAUUAGGAUCUUCGCCUGGAUCCUUGUCAUGUUCUUCGGUUUGAACAUUGACAGAGGCAACCUGGGCAACGCCGCGGCUGACAACCUUCUCAACGACCUCAACAUCAACACAAAUGAUUACAACAAUGCUCAGAACAUGUAUCGCAUCGGCUUUCUCAUAGCUGAAAUCCCAUCACAGAUGAUUGGCAAGCGUCUUGGUCCUGAUCGAUGGAUCCCUGUCCAGAUUAUCCUGUGGAGUUUCGCUUCGGGCGGACAGUUCUUGAUGCACAACAGGGCCGGCAUUUUUGCCUGUCGGUUUCUUAUCGGGCUCUUUAUGGGUGGCUUCAUUCCGGACAGCAUUCUGUAUUUGUCUUAUUUCUAUAAGAAGACCGAGAUGCCAAUCCGUCUCGCCCUGUUUUGGUUUGUCGAUUCUAUUUCAGGCGUUAUCGCAUCGUUUAUGGCGUAUGGCAUUCUGCAUAUGCGCGGAGUGGCCGGCAAGGAAGGCUGGAGAUGGCUCUUCCUGAUCGAGGCCUUGGUCAGUUUCGUGAUCGGCGCUCUCAGCUUCCUGUUUCUCGUCCCAGGUCCAACGCAGACGAGGACAUGGUGGAACCCCAAAGGCUACUUCACGGAGCGCGAGGAGAAGAUCAUUGUUAAUCGCGUUCUUCGGGACGAUCCAUCGAAGAGCGAUAUGCACAACCGAGAAUCUCUGACCCUCGGCAUGCUCUGGAAAAGUCUCAAAGACUACACAUACAUCAUAUUAUCUCUAAAGGCCUUAGGUUUCAGUACCUUCAACGUCACGCUUCUCGCCAUCCCUGUCACAGUAUUUGCAGCAGUCAACAUGCUGUGGGUCACAUUUCUCACCGAGAGGUUCCAUCAAAUCGCCAUUAUCGGCCUUCUGUCACAGGUCUGGGUGCUGCCUCUUCUCUUUGUCGAGUAUACCUCCAUCGAAAGCCUGUCCCCAUGGGCGCAGUAUGCUGUCACAUUCAUGAUCCUCGGUCAGCCAUCAACGCAUGCUGCUCACGUCGGCUGGUGCUCUCGACUUUCAAACUCUGUGCGAACUAGAGCAAUCAGCGCCGCGUUGUACAACAUAACGAUCCAAUUGUCUGGCAUCGCGUCUUCCAACAUCUAUCGCGAAGAUGACAAGCCUCACUAUCACCGUGGAAAUAAGAACCUGAUCGCCAUCACCGUCGCUACAAUCUUUGCUUACGCAUUUGCCAAGGUGUAUUAUACGCUUCGGAACAAGUCUAAGCGGGAUCAAUGGAACGCCAUGUCUGAUCGUGAACAAGCGCCCUACUUGAACAGGACUACUGAUGAAGGCAAUAAGCGACUAGAUUUUGCUUUUGAUAAUUGA
Colletotrichum aenigma is the source of this 1635-nucleotide messenger RNA. Its product is annotated as putative transporter. The record is from RefSeq and is a predicted model, not a curated record. Gene Ontology annotation, biological process: transmembrane transport. The transcript is spliced from 4 exons. The coding region runs from base 1 to 1635 and encodes 544 amino acids. Lineage: Eukaryota; Fungi; Ascomycota; Sordariomycetes; Glomerellales; Glomerellaceae. Gene Ontology annotation, cellular component: membrane. Gene Ontology annotation, molecular function: transmembrane transporter activity.